GGACCAUGUGCUCCGUGAAGAUACGCGACGACGAACGGAGCUUGAUGCGCACGAGACGAGGGACGACUCUGCUGCGCCAAGCGCCGCCUGGCGACGAAACUGAAAUCAGCGGCAAGGAGGCGGACUCUGGCUUACGCGAGGCCACUCCCACGCCACCCCACUCGUUGCGCGAUAUGUGGGUUCCACCCCUUUUGCGUCUCGCGCGCUGUGAAUGCCGUGAUGAAGCGUUCACUCCUGACGAACGGGUUUGCUUGAGAAGGGCAGAAGGAAGACCAAGGGAGAAGGAAGCCGGCGCCGCUGUACCUCGGCAUUGUCGUAACCUCUAG
This is a messenger RNA of Mycetomoellerius zeteki, 326 nucleotides long. RefSeq lists its product as uncharacterized. The transcript has 2 exons. The record is from RefSeq and is a predicted model, not a curated record. Bases 6 to 326 code for a protein of 106 amino acids. Lineage: Eukaryota; Metazoa; Arthropoda; Insecta; Hymenoptera; Formicidae.